AAAGGAAAGAGAGGGCACCUCUCCCCGUCUGCCCUUCGGCCAUGUCCAAGCCCGGAGCCGGCGGCGCCGUCGAGGAAGAGGCCAAGAUGCCCCUCUCUUCUUCCUCCUCCUCCGGCGAGGGGCGAGAUGGCAGCUCCGCGGACCCUGCGCCCGAGAGGAGCCCCGGGAAAGUUGGGCAGAGGCAGGAGAUCGUCUGGAGGAAUGUCAUCCUCAUGGCUCUGCUGCACGUCGGGGCGGCGUAUUCCCUGGUCCUCAUCCCCAGAGCGCAUCUGUUCACCCUGAUGUGGGCAUACCUGUGUUUCUUUGUGACCGCCCUGGGAGUGACAGCAGGGGCCCAUCGCUUGUGGAGUCACAGAUCUUACAAAGCCAAACUACCUUUGCGGAUAUUCCUGGCUGUAGCAAAUUCAAUGGCCUUUCAGAACGAUAUUUUCGAAUGGGCCCGAGAUCACCGAGUCCACCACAAGUACUCGGAGACGGAUGCCGACCCCCACAAUGCCCAGCGCGGCUUUUUUUUUGCCCACAUUGGCUGGCUCUUUGUCCGGAAGCAUCGAGAUGUCAUAGAGAAAGGAAGGAAGCUGGACUUCAGUGACCUGCUGGAUGACCCUGUUGUCAUGUUUCAAAGAAAGCACUAUAAGGCUUCGGUCGUGCUGAUGUGUUUCGUCAUUCCUACUAUUGUGCCUUGGUACUUCUGGGGGGAGAGCUUGUGGAAUUCGUACUUCCUUGCUUCAGUUCUGCGUUACACCAUCUCUCUCAAUGUUUCUUGGCUGGUCAAUAGCGCUGCUCACAUGUAUGGCAAUCGGCCGUACAACAAGAACAUCAAUCCUCGGCAGAACCCCUUUGUCACUAUAGGAGCUAUUGGCGAAGGCUUCCACAAUUACCACCACACCUUUCCGUUUGAUUAUUCAGCUAGCGAGCUUGGCUUGAACUUCAACCCAACCACGUGGUUCAUUGACUUCAUGUUUUGGUUGGGCUUGGUCACCGAGAGGAAGCAGGCUCCGAGGGAGAUGAUCCAAGCUUGCAAAGAGAGGGCUGGAGAUGGCAGUUUUUGAGAAACAAAAUAUGUCUCUGAACAUUGAUGCUGCUGUAUGUGUUGUUUGUAUGUUUCUUCAUUGGAGUGGAGGGUCUCCUUACCCCCAAUCUUCCCCUUAGGAUGGAAGUAGUAUUUUUCAUUGAUCAUAGGCUAAAUUAAAAUCCUGGGUUAAUUCCA
Podarcis raffonei (Aeolian wall lizard) is the source of this 1207-nucleotide messenger RNA. RefSeq names its product stearoyl-CoA desaturase 5 (gene SCD5). The transcript is spliced from 5 exons. Lineage: Eukaryota; Metazoa; Chordata; Lepidosauria; Squamata; Lacertidae. Gene Ontology annotation, biological process: lipid metabolic process. The coding region runs from base 42 to 1049 and encodes 335 amino acids. The record is from RefSeq and is a predicted model, not a curated record. Gene Ontology annotation, molecular function: oxidoreductase activity, acting on paired donors, with oxidation of a pair of donors resulting in the reduction of molecular oxygen to two molecules of water.